AUGUUCCUCGACUAUGUCAAACCCUUUUGCGCCUAUGUGCCAGAGGUGGCGAAACCUGAACGGAAAAUUCCAUUCCGAGAAAAGAUGUUAUGGACAACUGUGCUCCUUAUGGUCUACCUAGUGUGCUGUCAAGUCCCGUUGUUCGGAAUUAUGGCUACGGAAUCAUCAGAUCCACUCUACUGGCUUCGUGCCAUUAUGGCCUCCAACAGGGGCUCUCUGAUGGAACUAGGAAUCUCGCCCAUCGUUACUUCCGGAAUGAUUAUGCAACUGCUUUCUGGUAUUAAAAUGCUCGAAGUAGGAGAUUCGCCGAAAGAGCGGGCACUCUUCAACACUUCCCAGAAAUUGUUCGGAAUCAUUAUCACUGUUGGACAAGCCCUCGUCUAUGUGAUGUCUGGACUCUAUGGCCCUCCAUCUGAGCUCGGUGCUGGAAUCUGUCUCCUUCUCAUUGUCCAACUUGUAAUGGCUGGUCUCGUCGUGCUCCUGUUCGAUGAUUUGCUUCAAAAUGGGUACGGUCUUGGAUCGGGAAUCUCUCUUUUCAUCGCUACCGGCAUUUGCGAAAGCGUCAUCUGGAAAGCGUUCUCCCCAGCUACGUACAACAAUGGACGUGGAAUGCAAUUUGAAGGAUCUCUCAUUGCACUUGUUCAUCUGCUCACAACUCGUAGCGACAAGAUCCGUGCUCUCCGAGAAGCAUUCUACCGUCAGGACCUUCCGAAUGUGACCAGUUUCCUGGCCACUGUAGCCGUGUUCUGUCUUGUUGUUUACUUGCAAGGAUUCCGUGUGGAACUACCCAUCCAGUCUUCAAAAGUGCGAGGACAUCGGGCUUCUUACCCGAUCAAGCUCUUCUACACAUCUAACAUGCCAAUCAUUCUUCAAAAUGCCCUGGUAUCAAAUCUGUUUGUUAUUUCUCAGCUGAUCUAUUCGAAGACCGGUGACAACUUCUUUGCUCGUCUCUUGGGAUCGUGGUCUCAUGGAGAAAGUGCCAGAAGCUACCCAAUCGGAGGUCUUUGUUACUAUUUGUCAGCACCAGAAUCCCUCAGACACAUCCUCGAAGACCCACUCCACUGCAUCGUCUACAUUGUCUUCAUGCUCGGAUCUUGCGCAUUCUUCUCCAAGACCUGGAUUGAUGUGUCUGGAUCUUCCGCAAGAGAUGUCGCCAAGCAGUUGAAAAGUCAAAACAUGAUCAUGCGCGGCCACCGAGAAACAUCAACGAUCCACAAGUUGAACAAAUACAUUCCGACUGCUGCUGCUUUCGGAGGUCUCUGUAUCGGAGCUCUUUCUGUCACUGCUGACUUUAUGGGCGUCAAUGGAUCGGGAACUGGAAUCCUUCUCGCUGUCACGAUCAUCUACCAAUACUUCGAGAUCUUCGUCAAGGAGCAACAGGAGAUGGGAGGAGGAGUUGCAUCCAUGUUCUUCUAA
Molecule: messenger RNA, 1416 nt
Organism: Caenorhabditis remanei
Lineage: Eukaryota; Metazoa; Nematoda; Chromadorea; Rhabditida; Rhabditidae
Exons: 3
Coding region: 1-1416 (471 amino acids)
Biological process (GO): post-translational protein targeting to membrane, translocation; SRP-dependent cotranslational protein targeting to membrane, translocation
Cellular component (GO): Sec61 translocon complex; membrane
Molecular function (GO): ribosome binding; transmembrane protein transporter activity; signal sequence receptor activity
Source: RefSeq, a predicted model, not a curated record